UGUUGACUUUCAGCCAUGAAGGAGGAAGAUACGCAGGAGGACCUGCUGCUUCUUUAUGCUAAAGAAGGCAGUAGUCCUCACAUUGAAAAGUUGCUUCAGUCCAGGAUGGAUGAAAGCAGUUCUCUCAAUAUCAACUGCAGAUCAAGGUCUAAAACCACUUCAGGCUGGACAUCUCUCCAUUUGGCCAGCAAUUUGGGACACAGGGAUGUUGUGGAGGCGUUACUGAAGGCAGGGGUCAGUGUCAAUUUGCAAGAUAACAUGGGUGACACCCCCUUACACAAGGCAGCAUCUACUGGAAGAAAGGAGAUUGUUCUGUUGCUGCUUCGGUACGAUGCCUGUGCAAGCAUAAUCAAUGGAACAGCUCAAAUCCCAAAAGAUGUCACAGAGGAUGAUGAAAUUAUUACCAUGCUGGAGGCUGCUGAGAGAAGGGAGAUGAGACGGCAGGAGGAAAAGCUUUUGGAAGCUGCCAGAGAGGGGGACGUGUCUACUCUGUCUAAUUUGCUCAGUACAAAAAAGCCUCCAGAUAUCCACUGCAGGGAUUCGGUCGGAAAUACACCUUUACACAAUGCAGCCUACAGAGGGCAGAAGCAGUGCAUUAUCAGGCUGCUCAAAGCUGGAGCCUGUCCUAAUACCAAGAACAAUAAUGAUCAGACAGCAUUGGAUCUGGCUUGUACUGAUGAUCUGAAACAGAUUCUAGGAGUUUAUAAAGAUAAGGAUGUGAGCGGUGGGGUGCAGAGGGUUGAAGGUCCUCUUUGGAAGAGCUCACGCUUUCUUGGAUGGCGAUCCCACUGGGUGGUAAUUGAAAAUGGAACCAUUUCCUGGUAUCCCAGACAAGCUGAUGCAUGGGCAGGUGUUAGAAAACAGGGCUGUAAAUCUCUCUCACAAGCCUUUUGCACAAUUAAACCAUGGGAUCAUUGCUUCUUCAUGCUCAGAUGUUUUGAUGACACUGUUCAUAAUUUCAAGGUCGCCUCCAAGAUGAACUCAUUAGCAAAGAGAAAAAGGUGGUUGGAUGCGUUGGAGGAACAUGCAGCUUACAGUAGUUGUCACUCCUACCAAGACCAGAACAUUUGUGAUGCCAUUGGAGAUAGUACUUUGGAAAUGGGGAACACAACAGAAGCUUUUCAGACUGCCAAGGCCUGCCAGCAGAAAUUGGAGAGUGAGGUGUCAAUAUUUCAAUCCAUGGUGAAGAAUGAGGAAAACUUUGCAUUGGCAGCACCUCUUCUUGUGAAAGCCAAAGAGACGAGUGAACUUUCCCGUGAAACUUGUGCCGCCCUUCAGCUAUGCCUUGACCUAUUGGCACAACAAGAGGAGGUUUGGUGUCUGAAGGUCGAACAGGAAGAAGAGAAGAACAAAGCUCUGACGGAAGCUCUGCAGACUCUGGCAACUGAGCACCACGAACUCAAGCGUUCCUUGAAUAGGAGCAGAUCGUCCACUCUCGGCACCCUCACUGAAGAUGACUUCUAUGAUGCUCUGUCAGAGUCUGACUCGGAGCUCUCUGUGAGCGGUUUCCUGUCUGUGGCCAGUUACGAAGAGGACGAGGGAAGAGAUACCUCCCUUCUCAAAAGCCUCCGCCAUCCUCACGCUCACAGGGGGGCUGCCGGUAUGUCAGGAGAGGAUAACCAUGGCAACCAACCAGCCCAGUGCAAUGGUGUCAAGAAGCGCAGAACGUCUCUGCCGUCUCCCAUGUUUUCCAGGAAUGAUGUGAGCGUCUGGAGUAUCCUGAAAAAAUGCAUUGGCAUGGAGUUAUCAAAGAUUGCCAUGCCUGUGGCAUUUAAUGAGCCUCUGAGUUUCCUCCAACGGCUUACAGAAUACAUGGAGCACACCUACCUCAUCCACCAGGCAAAUGCCACCACAGACUCUGUUGAGAGGAUGAAGUGUGUUGCAGCAUUUGCUGUGUCAGCUGUGGCGUCACAGUGGGAGAGAACAGGAAAGCCCUUCAACCCGCUGCUGGGGGAGACAUAUGAGCUGAUCCGGGAUGAUUUGGGCUUCAAAUGGAUGUCAGAGCAAGUAAGCCAUCACCCUCCGAUCAGUGCCUUUCAUGCCGAGGGCCUCAAUGAGGAUUUUUACUUCCAUGGUUCCAUAUAUCCCAAACUGAAGUUCUGGGGAAAGAGCAUAGAAGCUGAGCCCAAAGGAAUCAUCACACUGGAGCUUCCCAAAUAUAAUGAAGCCUACACCUGGACAAACCCCACUUGCUGUGUCCAUAACGUCAUUGUUGGUCAGCUUUGGAUUGAGCAGUAUGGAAACGUUGAAGUGAUCAAUCACAAAACUGGCGAGAGAUGCUGCAUGACGUUCAAACGAUGUGGUCUCUUUGGAAAAGAGCUUCAUAAAGUUGAAGGAUAUAUUUUGGACAAAAGCAAAAAGAAGCUCUGUGCGAUAUACGGCAAAUGGACUGAAUGCCUCUAUGUAGUUGACACCGCUGCUUUUGAUGCCCACAAGAAGACGGAUAAAAAGAAUUCAGAAGAGAAAAAGAGCAACAAAGAGCAGUCUCAAAGUAGUGUUGAUGAGGAGCCAGAAGAGAUGCCUCCCCCUCAGGCUGAGACGGUCCAGGUCAUCCCGGGCAGUGAGCUCAUCUGGAAGAUAACACCUCGACCAGAGAACUCAGCCAAGUUCUAUGCCUUCUCCACGUUCGCCAUGCAGCUAAAUGAGCUGGACAAGAGUAUGGAGGGAGUCCUUCCUCACACAGACAGUCGCCUCAGACCUGAUAUUUGUGCCAUGGAGAAAGGAGACAUAGAUGUGGCUAGUGCGGAAAAGAAGAGACUUGAGGAAAAACAGCGGGCGGCCCGUAAAAAUCGCUCCAAAUCAACAGACGACUGGAAAACAAGGUGGUUUCAACAGGGAUCGAACCCACACAACAAAGCUCAGGACUGGAUCUACUUGAAAGGUUACUGGGACAGGAAUUACACUCAGCAGCCUGAUAUCUACUAAAUGUAAAAACAUGCAGAGAUGGUACGUGGAUUUCCGUCACCACCUUUGAACUUCUGCUGCUGCACCUGGGACUGUACUUUCAGCAUAAGCAACAACACCAUGGGUUCAGUGUAGAACAACAGGUAAUGUCUGGGGUUCAAUUCAAGGUACAUAAUUAUUAAAAUACAUGUUUUUAAAAGCAGUGAAACACUGAACCAAGAAGCACUUACUGUAAUUGUUUGAUCUGUUUGAUUAAUAAAGCACAAAAUAGUCAUCCUUAUUUAUCAUGGUUCAUGACCACCUACUUGAGAUAUUAGCAUGUGUUGGUACAAGUAGAAUGUAUUUUAGUAAUAUUACAUAUUUGAUGGAGUUUUUACCAGUUUAACUGUUGGUCUGUCCAUAAUUCCUACUCAUGUCAGUGGCGUGAGGAGACGUCGUGCUCUGAGCAGCAAGGAUGGAGCUUGUGGUGUUGUCUAGACACGGCUUUCACAUGGAUAGAUACCUGUGCAUGCAUACUAUGAUGCAGUGCAGAGGUUUAAAGUAGAUGAUUUGGGUACGUUUGCCUUGUUUGCUUCUCUAGUACAGUGCAGAUAUAUUAGUGUUUGACUGACUGUGUUAGAAAUUUACCUCAUUGCUUCUUCAAAAAUGCAACUAUAAUCGAUUGUAAAUCUGUGUUUAGAAAUAUUCCAGGAAAGUGUCAGCUAAAUUAAAUCUUAAGUAAGAAACGAUGACCAAAUCUACGACAGUCUGACUUUGGGUAGAAUGACAAAUUACAAUUACACCUGUAGCUAUGAGCUGUAUAGACGUGUAUAAAGAUUAAUGGUCUAUUGUACUUUACUCCUCACUAUAGCGAUGCAGGGACACUGGUUCUUCUCUUAUAGAUAUUCUUUGUGUGUGAAGGUAUAGCUAUAGAGUAGUACAACUGGUGUUAUUCCUAUUACUAAGUGCAUAGAUGACUGCAAUCCAUCAUCAGAAAUGCAUGUGCAUAACUAUAACUAUGCAAGCCUUACCUCCUUCACGGUCAAGCACUGAACAUUUCUUUUCUUUUCUGAUAGCUGCUACAUGAAUAUGUUUUAGUUUUUCUGAUGUCUCUCUUUUGGGUAUUAAACUGAUUUCUAUUGUUGCUAAAUAAAAGCUUAAUCUUGAAUAAUGA
Cololabis saira (Pacific saury) is the source of this 4057-nucleotide messenger RNA. RefSeq names its product oxysterol-binding protein-related protein 1-like. Gene Ontology annotation, cellular component: intracellular membrane-bounded organelle; cytosol; membrane. The coding region runs from base 16 to 2925 and encodes 969 amino acids. The transcript is spliced from 27 exons. Lineage: Eukaryota; Metazoa; Chordata; Actinopteri; Beloniformes; Belonidae. Gene Ontology annotation, molecular function: protein binding; cholesterol binding. The record is from RefSeq and is a predicted model, not a curated record.